AUGCCUGCUGCGACCGAAUCUUUCCCACAGCUGCUAUCUACAGCAAAGCAGGAUAAAUUAACCCCUCUCAAUGCUCCAAGCAGUAUUGAUAAACCGAGGGUACGACGACGCUCUAGUGGGCUAGGUGGUGAGAUUCGAGCUGGAGAUACAGGUGCGCCGGCUUUUGCUACAGUCGAUGUUAGACCACCUUCACCUGGGACAAUCAAGGCCCAGGCGGAUAGAGAUCGAAAGAAACCAUAUUCGAAAAGGCGGAAAGCAAAGACACUUUUGCAGCAAUACAAGAGAUAUGCUCUGAAGCAUACUUGGGUUACACCACUAUCCCUUGUCGCAGCUGUUCUCUCCUUAUAUGCCAUCAAUCCGUCGAAAUCGAACCCCCUCCACUACUUCAUAUUCCCUGCGUAUGAGCUUCCUGCAGAAGAAGGCGCUGCACCAGGAACACCGGUUCAAUAUGGCAAAGGACCCUGGGAUUUUGCUCUGGUAGCUUUCUACAUUGUAGUUCUAUCCUUCACUCGAGAAUUCAUCAUGCAGAAAUUCCUCCGACCAUUGGCUCGCAAGAGUGGAUUGAAGAGCAGGGCAAAACAAUCGAGAUUCAUGGAACAAAUGUAUACUGCUAUAUACUUUGGUUUUCUCGGUCCUUGUGGUUUAUACGUCAUGAGUCGGACACCGGUCUGGUAUUUCAACACACGCGGGAUGUACGAAGGGUUCCCGCACAAAACACAUGAGGGCAUGUUUAAGUUCUAUUACCUGUUCCAGGCCGCAUACUGGGCGCAGCAGGCUCUAGUUUUAAGUUUGGGUUUGGAGAAACCUAGGAAGGAUUAUAGAGAGUUGGUGGGACAUCAUAUUGUGUCGUUGUUCCUUAUUGGGUUAAGCUACCGUUUUCAUUUCACAUAUAUGGGAUUGGCUGUUUAUGUCACUCAUGAUAUCAGUGAUUUCUUCCUCGCUACAUCCAAAACUCUCAAUUAUCUAGAUCACCCUCUAGUAGGACCCUACUUUGCAUUCUUUAUCGCCACCUGGGUAUACCUCCGCCAUUACCUCAACCUCCGAAUUCUCUACUCAGAAUUCAACGAAUUCAAAACCGUUGGACCUUAUGAAUUGAACUGGCAGACAGAACAAUACAAGUGUCAACUUUCACACGUCAUUUCUACCACUCUCCUCGCAAGCUUGCAAGCUCUCAAUCUCUUCUGGUUAUUCUAUAUCUUACGUAUCGCAUACCGAUUUGUCUUUAUGAGUAUAGUUGAGGAUGACAGAAGUGACAAUGAUGAGAAUGAGUUGGCGGAAGAACAGAGAUUGGAUGCGUUGACUAGACAGGGUGGGGAUGCUGUGGCUGUCAAGGCGGCUUUAUCAGAGAGUCCACAGCCAAAAAUUGUAUUGAAUGGAAAUUCGAUCAAAGGAAAGAGUUCGGGGGCGGAAUCGAAAACGAACAAGGUUACGAAUAGGAAGGAAAAUAUCAAGACCAUGGCAGAGGAAGUACGGUGGAUGAUUGGAGAGAAGUCAGAAGGACAUGGGUAUGCGCAUCCGCAAGAGUUCUUAUCCUGA
Molecule: messenger RNA, 1536 nt
Organism: Sclerotinia borealis F-4128
Lineage: Eukaryota; Fungi; Ascomycota; Leotiomycetes; Helotiales; Sclerotiniaceae
Source: the annotation of a GenBank genome assembly